Molecule: messenger RNA, 5554 nt
Organism: Microcebus murinus (gray mouse lemur)
Lineage: Eukaryota; Metazoa; Chordata; Mammalia; Primates; Cheirogaleidae
Source: RefSeq, a predicted model, not a curated record
ACUUAAAAAAAAAAAAAAAGACUGGGGGGUAAGGGGAGGAGGUAGAGAGUGAUAGCUAACAGCUACAGGGUUUCUCUGUGAGGUGAUGAAAAUGACUGUGAGGUGAAUAAAUUGAUUGUGGUAAUAGUUGUCCACAUCUGUGAAUACAGUAAAAUCCAUUAAAUUGUACACUUUAAAUGAGUGAAUUGUAUGGUAGGUGAAUUAUACCUCAAUGAAACUGUAAAAAAAAAAAACACCCACAAAACUUCUAAUGUAGGGUAUUAACCUAAGCUUUCAAGAACUGUGUAUCACCAAAAAUGGCAUGCCAAAUUUGGCAUGUCUGUGCAUUUCCAGGGUCUGUCAGUUUCACUGAAUUCUGACCCCCCUCUCCCUACCAAAGAUAAUCAUCACCGCUUUGCAGAGCUGAGGCCUCUUCAAGGGCUCAAGGCAAUGCUUGACUGGUUGGGAAGAAUGUGAUGAAUAUAAAUGUAAUCAAAUAUGCAGAUGCACAGUCUUUUAAAAUAGAAAUUAUUAGUGAUCACUUUAAAACUAGUAACUAACCAAGGAAUAGGUUGCAAUAGUGUUCUCUGCCUCCAAUGCUGUAGAAAAGGGAACAAUUGUGAAUUCCUUUCUGAUAUACAAGAUUUUUUAUUCCAAAGUAUUGUUUGUAACAUGAGGACCUGAUCACUUUUAUACAACUACUUACUGAUCAUUUUUAUGUUAUUAGUACCCUCUUAAAAUAAGUUUAAUGACUUGGCAGGAAAUCAAGUUCUGUAUGUAUGUAAAGUUUAUCAGGUUUCUCAACCUUUAACUAUAAACUUUAUUAUCAGAAAAGGAACAGGGUCUGGUCAUCCCCUGAAUCAAAUAAAGGUACCAUAAAAUUUUCCUCUGAAUGGUUAGAACCACAAAAAAAAGCAGAGAAAUGUCAUUUGCAUGAUUUGACUUUGCAGAACUGUAUCUUAUGGACCCUGUCUUGGGCAAAUAGCAAGAGAGGAAAAACAGUAGAGGCUUGUGGAACUAGGCUGUUUUUGCAUUUUACAGAUUACAUUUGUGUUUCAAGCUCCUUGAAACGUCUAAGGAAAUAGAUCAUCUUUUCCCCCCCUAACGAAUGGAAGUCUUUUAAGUGUGUGCUCUCACACUCUCUCCAAACCCUCCUCUAAAUCUGAACUUUUCAUAUUGAGGCUCCGUCUACCUGGUUUUCUUUCUAGAAUCUAUCCUCACUGUGUUCCCCAUUUGCGUAGGAGCAACCAACCCCCUCUGUCUGAUUUGCGACACUCCGGGGCCCUGCCCUGGCUGCUGCGCUGCUGCGAGCGGGAGGCGUGCGGGGUUGCCUGUGGCCGGGCGACACCCGCAGUCCUGUUCUGGCGACGGGGCCCAGCGGCCCAGCACGAGAGCGUGGCAACAGCUGACUGCUGACUCAGAGGGAAAGCGAGCCACCCACGAAUCUCAUUGUAGCUCGCUGCUGCAUCCCUAUCCCAUAAUCCCCUGCUUGGUUUGCUGCAGUCCUUUCAACAGACGCUGAGUGAGAAAAAGAUGUCCUGGAAGAUAAAGAUUGAUUGGUUUGGAUGCCGAAGGGGGUCCUCCACUUGUUAAUGACCCCGAAACAUUCCUUGCCGACUUUCCAGCCUUCUCUCCUUUCCUCCAUUUUUCUCUUCCUCUGUGCUGCCCAUGAGCUGGCACCUCACUACUUAGAGCAGAAGAUAUGCUGGGCUUCUGAUGAUGGCUGCACUGCAUGGUAGGGAAUUUUAACCCGUCUCUUUGCAUGGCGCUUGCAAACUUGAGAUGUUAGCAGCAAUGUGCAUUGUUCUUUUGGAGUGCCGCGUAGCUGCAGCGACAGCCUUGGGAGGAUUUCAUUCUUUGCCUCGUUGAUUAGUCUGUUUGUCUUCAGAAAUGGCAGCGUGCAGGGUCAAAGACAGCUGGCCCCCCAUGUCAGUGGUCUAGGAUGGCCAGUGAAGGCACCAACAUCCCAAGUCCUGUGGUGCGUCAGAUUGACAAGCAGUUUCUGAUUUGCAGUAUAUGCCUGGAACGGUACAAGAAUCCCAAGGUUCUCCCCUGUCUGCACACUUUCUGCGAGAGGUGCCUGCAGAACUACAUUCCCGCCCACAGUUUAACCCUCUCCUGCCCGGUGUGCCGCCAGACCUCCAUCCUGCCCGAGAAAGGGGUGGCCGCGCUCCAGAACAACUUCUUCAUCACAAACCUGAUGGACGUGCUGCAGCGAACUCCAGGCAGCAACAUCGAGGAGUCUUCCAUCCUGGAGACGGUCACCGCUGUGGCUGCUGGAAAGCCUCUCUCUUGCCCAAACCACGAUGGCAAUGUGAUGGAAUUUUACUGCCAGUCCUGUGAGACCGCCAUGUGUCGUGAGUGCACCGAGGGGGAGCACGCAGAGCACCCCACUGUCCCGCUCAAGGACGUGGUGGAGCAGCACAAGGCCUCGCUCCAGGUCCAGCUGGAUGCUGUCAACAAAAGGCUCCCAGAAAUAGAUUCUGCUCUUCAGUUCAUCUCAGAAAUCAUUCAUCAGUUAACCAACCAAAAGGCCAGCAUUGUGGAUGACAUCCAUUCCACCUUCGAUGAGCUGCAGAAGACUUUAAACGUGCGCAAGAGUGUGCUGCUUAUGGAACUGGAAGUCAACUAUGGCCUCAAACACAAAGUCCUGCAGUCGCAGCUGGACACCCUGCUGCAGGGGCAGGAGAGCAUCAAGAGCUGCAGCAGCUUCACGGCGCAGGCCCUCAACCACGGCACGGAGACCGAGGUGCUGCUGGUGAAGAAGCAGAUGAGCGAGAAGCUGAACGAGCUGGCCGACCAGGACUUCCCGCUGCACCCGCGGGAGAACGACCAGCUGGACUUCGUCGUGGAGACCGAGGGCCUGAAGAAGUCCAUCCACAACCUGGGGACCAUCCUAACCACCAACGCCGUCGCCUCGGAGACCGUGGCCACCGGCGAGGGGCUGCGGCAGACCAUCAUCGGGCAGCCCAUGUCCGUCACCAUAACGACCAAGGACAAAGACGGCGAGCUGUGCAAAACCGGCAACGCCUACCUCACGGCGGAGCUGAGCACGCCCGACGGCAGCGUGGCGGACGGGGAGAUCCUGGACAACAAGAACGGCACCUACGAGUUCCUGUACACCGUGCAGAAGGAGGGGGACUUCACGCUGUCGCUGCGGCUCUACGACCAGCACAUCCGCGGCAGCCCGUUCAAGCUGAAAGUGAUCCGCUCGGCCGACGUGUCGCCCACCACCGAGGGCGUGAAGCGGCGCGUCAAGUCCCCCGGCAGCGGCCACGUGAAGCAGAAGGCGGUGAAGAGGCCCGCGAGCAUGUACAGCACCGGCAAGCGAAAAGAGAACCCCAUCGAGGACGACCUGAUCUUCCGCGUGGGUACCAAAGGAAGAAAUAAAGGAGAGUUUACAAAUCUUCAGGGGGUAGCUGCAUCUACAAAUGGAAAGAUACUAAUUGCAGACAGUAACAACCAAUGUGUGCAGAUAUUUUCCAAUGACGGCCAGUUCAAAAGUCGUUUUGGCAUAAGAGGCCGCUCUCCUGGGCAGCUGCAGCGGCCCACAGGAGUAGCUGUGCAUCCCAGCGGGGACAUCAUCAUCGCAGAUUAUGAUAACAAAUGGGUCAGCAUCUUCUCUUCGGAUGGGAAAUUUAAGACAAAAAUUGGAUCAGGAAAGCUGAUGGGGCCCAAAGGAGUUUCCGUGGACCGCAAUGGGCACAUCAUUGUGGUGGAUAACAAGGCGUGCUGCGUGUUUAUCUUCCAGCCAAACGGGAAAAUAGUCACCAGGUUUGGUAGCCGAGGAAAUGGGGACAGGCAGUUUGCAGGUACACUCGAUGGUCCCCAUUUUGCAGCUGUAAAUAGCAAUAAUGAGAUUAUUGUUACAGAUUUCCAUAAUCAUUCCGUCAAGGUGUUUAAUCAGGAAGGAGAAUUCAUGUUGAAGUUUGGCUCAAAUGGAGAAGGAAAUGGACAGUUUAACGCGCCAACGGGUGUGGCCGUGGAUUCGAACGGAAACAUCAUUGUAGCAGACUGGGGGAACAGCAGGAUCCAGGUUUUUGAUGGGAGUGGAUCAUUUUUGUCCUACAUUAACACAUCUGCUGACCCACUCUAUGGACCCCAAGGCUUGGCCCUAACUUCAGAUGGCCAUGUUGUGGUUGCAGACUCUGGAAAUCACUGUUUCAAGGUCUAUCGAUACUUACAGUAAUGAUGGGCAGUCAUGAUGGACAACCCUUACCAAGGUCUUGCACUAUAAACUGGAAUGGAUUUCUCAACGCGGGACCAGAUUAUGACUAGACUUUUUAUGCUCGAAGGAAUCAUUGGUGAACUUCCCAAGGUUAUUUCUGAAUGUAACAGAUUCCUUAAAAACUGCUUAUAUAAUUUCCAUAGUUCACCUACAGGGUUUGAAAAACAAACCCCUUCUACUGAAUCUAUACAAACUGCAAAGUUUUACAUCUGUGAACUAUGGCUUAAAGGACAGGAUUUAUGUAGUGAAACUAAUUUUGCAAAUCAAACAAAUGUUAAAAAAAAAAACCUAGAAUAUGUAAAGGUAUUUGUUAAUCUUGUGAAUGGUAGCUUUUGCAGAGAGCUUCCAAAAACAGAACAAAAACAAAAUCUGUUAUAGUUAUAUACUUUAUUUAACCUAGGUCGCAAGACCCCGGGAAUCUUCUAACCUCACUUUUACAGUAGGUAUAACUCUUGUGACAUUUUUUUGGUUAUCAAUAACUACAUAUAAAUUACUUUAGAAAAAAUAAGGCUGUCUUGCAAAAUCCUCCCAGCUCUGAUUAGCCUCUUGAGGUUAGCACUUAAGAAUCAAUGCAAAUUUCCCAACUUUUCUGGGUUAGACAAAGAUCUGUUUUCAUGUGUUCUUUUCACCACCUCUUUCCUGCGAACCUAGUGUUGGAAAACAAAAUACAUCUUCAGGGAAACCUGGAUUCCCUAGUGCUUUGAAAAGCAUAUUACAAAAGUAAUGCUACCUUUUGGUAAACAAACUGCCCCCAUUAACUCCAGAUUAAUGCACUGGAAUGUAAUCAAGAAAAAGUCACAUUUUAUGUGCCAUGUUUUCACACGUGUCUCUCCUCUUCCACUUCAUGAAAGCGAAAGCUUUAUCUCCUACAAAAUGUCAGCACAUGUAGUAGGACACCAGUAUCCUAGGACAGAGAGCCAUAAGUAGCCCUUUGGAGGACUGAUGGUGUCAACCAAAGGCAUGUGAUUGAUUAAUGAUUUCCCCUUAGAAAGCAGGUGUUACCAAAGUUGUGUUAUCUUGAAAGCAUUACAGGUAAGGGCAUGUUAUGGUUAUUUAUCAUUGUUUAAUGAAUAGUAGAGGUGUUAAGGGACUAUGUAUACAUGAUUAGGGUAAGAUAGAAUGUAUUUUAUAUAUAUAUAUAUAGAUGAAUCUUUGGUGUAUUGAAAUAGGCAGCACUCUGAAAGACAGAAGCAUUGUCCAGCCAUUCUUCAGCACAUUCCUUUACUACAUAGUUUAAAGCCGUCCUAAUGGAGCAAGCCCUAAAGCAGAUUUAAUUUUUGCCAUUUUCCAGGAAUGAUGGCUGACUUUUGGUCAAAAAAUGACCUUCUGUGCUUUCAAAAAAAAAAA